AGCGGUGAGCCAUUGGACCUACAAACUGCGCUCGGCCCCAAAGAUGAAUCAACCGGCCCACACCAAUCGGAAGCCGAAAUUCAUAUCCCGCAAAGGAAUACGCAGGAAGAGGUCAUAGCUACUGCUUCUGUAGAUCCAUUCAUCACGCUCUAUCUCGGCUCCACAACUGCAAUCUGCCACGGCAGCGUCUGGCCUCAACAGAUUGUCCCUGGAAGGUCCGGACGCUCAGUUAUCUGA
Messenger RNA from Protopolystoma xenopodis, 237 nucleotides. NCBI's taxonomy places the organism in Eukaryota, Metazoa, Platyhelminthes, Monogenea, Polystomatidea, Polystomatidae. The record is from the annotation of a GenBank genome assembly.